This is a messenger RNA of Coccinella septempunctata (seven-spotted ladybird), 4280 nucleotides long. RefSeq names its product pleckstrin homology domain-containing family G member 3 (gene GEFmeso). The record is from RefSeq and is a predicted model, not a curated record. Bases 160 to 3576 code for a protein of 1138 amino acids. The transcript is spliced from 10 exons. Gene Ontology annotation, molecular function: guanyl-nucleotide exchange factor activity. Lineage: Eukaryota; Metazoa; Arthropoda; Insecta; Coleoptera; Coccinellidae.
GACGGCGUGCCAUGGUCGAACGUGCCUCUGUGUCUCGUUAGCGGGCGGACCUGCGGAUUCGUUUACGCGCAAAAAAAAUCGCGUCCGUGCGAACUGCAGUGGUGCAAGUUGUUAACCACGGAGUGCAAUGUGACAAUAUUUGGUUCUUGGUUGCUGACAAUGAGCAUGAGCGACGGUCUCAUCGAUGACGAUGAUACGUGGGAAGAUUUCUGGGGAGCGUCAACGGAGUUGAUGCCAUGUAUUAUGGGCGUAUUCGACUCGAUAAUUGAGGAAGGAAAGCAACAACCGCCCCCGAGACGAACGUACCAAUCCAGCAACUUCGCCCACCUCUCGCCCGGCGUCCAGAAGCUGCUGUCCCACGUGCCCGACCAGGAGAUCAGCAGGAGCUUCUCGUCGGAGGAGAACCUAGGCUUCAGGAGGUCCAACGGCUCCGUCUACCGGUCGCUGAGGAGCCACGCCAGGAGCAGCGCCGCCCUGAACAGGAGCAACGAAUCCCUGGACAUCAUAUCGCCGAACGUCCAGAAGAUGCUGUCCAACCUGCCCGACGCGGAGCUGAUCAUCUCCGCAGACAAGAAGACCAACCGUUCUUUCUUGCAUUCGAAGAGGGAGGGCUGCGAGACUUCGGCAGUCGGGCAAAACGGCGAAGGGGAUGGUUUCGGGACUGACAGCGGCUCUCCCAAGGGGGAGGUCGGUGAUGGUUGUGCGCGCGAAGAAAACGCGAGUGACAGUUUUAAACCAGUGCCUUUGGGAUCGUACCUGCACACGUCGCCACAUGGGAUCGCUUCCAGGACUCCGGUAGGGAGGAAGUCCCUGGGAAAGUAUCUUCAGAUUCCCAGUGAGAGCAGUCAGGGGACGUCUAGCAGCACCAAUUCUUCGGAGGUUUCCAGACCAGUCUCGCUGACCAGCAUAGGAUCAUGCUCGUCGAGUGGAAGCAGCGGAAACAACCAGCCUGGUUCCGCCUAUCUGGCCUCGGCUGAAAGCCUGGACAGCGAUCCGGAACCGAGUGGAAGUCAAGGAUCGGCUGACAGUGGAAUCGCCGAACAACCUUCGGUGAUGACGGCGGAAAUGAGGGUUCUGCAAGAGGUGCUGGACUCUGAAGCAGUUUACGUAUCGGAUCUCAACGAAGUCAUAGAGGGAUACCUGAAGCGAUGGAGGUCGGAACCUGAUUGUGUUUUGGCUCCACAUCUUGAUGCGUUGUUCAGUAAUAUCGAGGAAAUAUUCGAAUUCAACAAAAAAUUUCUCGAACAACUGAGGAAGGUCGAAGGAAAUUCCACCAAAAUAGCCAACGUAUUUCUCCAGAACGACUCAGGAUUCUCAGUAUACCAUGAGUAUUGUCAGAACUAUCCACGCACCAUGGAUGUCAUCGGGGAACUGACCAGGGAUGAAAAAAUGGUUCCGGUAUUCAGGGAGAAGCAACUCGCUUUGGGACACGCCCUGCCUUUGGGCUCAUAUUUGCUGAAACCCGUCCAAAGAAUCCUCAAAUACCAUCUUUUGCUCCAGAGACUCUCCAAGCAGUGCGAACCCGAGCACAAACAUGUGGUAGACCUGGCCCUGACCACGAUGACCGGCAUAGCCUCGGACAUCAACAUAAUGAAGAGGAAGCACGAGCACGCCGUCCGCGUCCAAGAGAUCCAGUCUCAGCUCUACGGCUGGAACGGACCGGCCCUAACGGCCCUCGGUGAACUCAUCGCUGAAGGAACCUUCAGAGUGGUGGGCGCAAGGGGUAGAAGACACGUGUUCCUGUUCGACAAGGUGUUCUUGAUGACCAAGAGCAAACAGGGCGGAGUCUUGGCCUACAAGUUUCAUAUCAUGUGUUCCAAUUUGAUGCUGGUGGAGCAAGUGAGGGGUGAACCCUUAUCCUUUCAAGUAUUACCGUUCGACAAUCCAAGGCUGCAAUGUACCAUACGGGCCAGAUCUCCUCAGCACAAGCGGGAAUGGACGUUGCAGAUCAAACGAGUGAUAUUGGAAAACUACAGCGCUGUCAUACCGAACCACGCCAGGCAACUCGUGAUGCAGCUGGGACAGGACAUCAAUGAAAUCGAAGAGACCGAGGAGAAAUGGACCCCGCUGAAGCACUCCAGCAACACCCCCCACUACCUGGAACGUCGAAGCCGCACGAGAAAGACCGCGGAGGCCCCCAACCGCCGCGCCGCCUCCCAGGACCGCUCCUUCCCCUCCCUGACCAACUGGCGGCGGAAAUCCGAGCCGGGCGUCAUACCCCAAUACACCGCCAAGACGCUGCCGCACAAGAUCACCAAGCUGAAGAAGCAGAAGGCCGCCUCCAAGUUCUACACAGACCUGUCCGACUCGGAGAACUUCUGCGAGGCUGCCAUGGAAUCGACGGAGAGCCUGACCUCGACGCCGCCCGGCAAAGACCAGAGUCUCUGCGAGCUGGACGGGGACGGCGCCGCCCGCCGCACGGACCUGGAGAGGAUCGUGUCGGACAUCGUGAACGAGGAGUUCAAGAAGCUGAAGAAGAACAGGCGCGCCCUGAGGGACAGCGAGCCGACGCCCGGCGUCUGGACGGAGGGCGAGGACGCGAAGGCCAAGCUGCCCGCGAAGGCGGACUCGCUGCCCAGGUCGUUCCAGCUGAACGAGCAGGGCGGCAGCGAGAACUACCACAGGCACGUGCUGGACAAGUCGGUGAAGGAGAGCCCCGGCGUUCGCGCGGAGGAUCAGCCAGAAAACGAUCUCACCUCUCACAUCGACGAUACCGAUCAUCCCGACCACAAGAUCUACAGGAAGUCCGCCAUACGGGUCAGCCUGCUGCAGAGGAUAAGAACCCUGAUGUCCGAACAGCAGAAGAAGGCCAGCGCGCCGAUCUGGAAGCAGCAACAGCAGAACUCGAGGAGUACCGGCGAGCGCAUCGCCAACCCGGAAUACGUAGAUCCGCAGAAGUUCAUCCUGAACGCGAGCCGCACGAGUCUGCUGUCGCAAGACAAGGUCGACGGCGAGCUGUCGGACGAGCCCGAGCGACUCGACAUGACCAUCAACGAGAACGACGUACUCGACGAGAUCGAGAACCGCCUCCAAAAAUCGAUGUCUCUUGACGAUACCGGCCAGAUGGAGAGGAACAACGGCUGCGUUUCUAGUCGCGCGGAUAAGUUCGAACAGUCGACUUUAUCGAUUAGCUCCUUUAAUUCUAGUCAAAACGAUGAUAGUUACUACGAGAGCAUCCUAGACGACCGUUUAGUGGAAGAAUACGUGAGGGACGAAAGAGGUGCGCUCGUUUUGAAGCAGGACAGCUUCAGAAGUACCGAAAAUAAAUACAUCGUCAAACAAACUGAAAGUUUAGAAAGGACGAUUGCCGAAAACGUCACAAAAUCAAACAUUUCUACCAGUAAAUCCGAUAGUAGACUCUCGGAGAGGAAAACUCUGAUAAAGAGGCCUAAUAAGGCGCCUCCCCCGAUCCCAGUGAAACCUACUCAUUUAAAAAACGGGCACAAACACAUUGGUACAAAUGAGACAAUAAAGACUAAUAAUAACAAUGAAAUUAAAGACAAAGAAACAAACGAAGAAACGGAAACUGUUCCAGCUAAGAGUUGGGUUAAAGCUAUGGUUGGUAGGUUUGAAUGACAUUUAAAGAACGCUUAAAAUGUCAUUGUCUAUCGUGUGUAUAUUUCUUACGUUUCUUUCGAUUAAUUUGUUAGCGCAAUUUAUUUUUAUUAUUGUACGUCUUCACUAGGAUUAAAAUUUAUUUCAUUUGUAUCAAAUGGUUACGAGGUAACGUCAGAUUUAUUGUUUCAGGCUAAAAGUGUAUUGCAUGCGUGCGGAAAAGAACGAGGUUAUGUAAUUAAAUUUGCUUGUGAUUCCUUCGGAUGAUGAAUCGACUGCUGUUGAGUUUUUUAUAAACGAAUUGUCAUCAUUUUGUUCGUUCCCAGGAUUUAUUUCUUGUCAAACCAUGUUUUCAUACGUUCACACUUGUUUUCAUUCCGUUUAUUAUUGUUCUUUUGAAUGAUCCACACUUAUAGGAUUUCAUAAAAAAUCAUGAGAAUCAAGAAUUAUUUUUUCUAUACAAGAUUGAAGAUUUGAUAUAUCAUAAUCAAAAUAAAGUGGCUGUUGUAGAAUACAUAUUUUACUUGUUGACAAUAUUGAAAAGUUUAUAUAAAACUUGUACGAGUCACUUGAAGUAUAUAUUCUAUCUUUAUUGUGUAAAAAUAGAUCAAUAUCUACUUAACAAUACAAUGUGCCAAAUAGAUAUCAUUUAAAUUAUUGUUGACUAAAUUAAUAUAAUUUUGUAAAAAUAUUAUGCAUAAUAUUGAAUAUAUAUUAUUGUCAUA